Molecule: messenger RNA, 2030 nt
Organism: Argentina anserina (silverweed cinquefoil)
Lineage: Eukaryota; Viridiplantae; Streptophyta; Magnoliopsida; Rosales; Rosaceae
Product: protein WHAT'S THIS FACTOR 1 homolog, chloroplastic
Molecular function (GO): RNA binding
Source: RefSeq, a predicted model, not a curated record
UACAGCAUAUAUUUAAAAAAUUGAAAUGGUUGUUCAUACUUUGUAGAUUUUGUAUUAUGUCUAUCUAAUUGUGGCAAUGCUGUUCAUCGGUUAUGCACAGUACUAUUUCCACUCUGGAUAGUAUGUUUGCUAUAAUCUUCAAUUUGAUGCAGGUAUUGUCAAUCAUUUUCCCUCGAUUUUCUUUAUACAUCCAUCUGAUGUUUUUUUAUUGGUAUAGGAAGGUGAAGAUGAAGAUAAUGGUUAAAUGCUGCAACAAGAUCUAGUACACUGUUUUCUACGGUAAAUAAAUGGGUGGCUGUAUAAUACACAAUGGUAUGAUAGCUUUUCUUCAUCCCAGUCAUGAGAAACCAUCAUGGGGUAGUGCUGUGUUGCUAUCAUGUACACAAUGCAAGAUUGAUGAUGGUAUUGUUACACCCAGGAGAGUCUCCCACAGAAAUAGAUUAGCGUAGGAUAGAAAGCUUGUCAUUGCAUAGAAUGGCGUUGUCGUUGCCUUUCUCAUCACAAAAUUGUUUGCCCAUUGUUUCUUUCAGUUCUGACUUCCUUCCUUGGAAUGCUCAGUUAUUUGAAGCCAGCAGAAAACAUAAAACAAGUAGUCGAACCAGAAAGAUCUCCUAUCCAAUUUCUUGCUCAUUAGUUAAAACUGUCCGUAGUCCUUCACUAGACAGGCAUGUUGUGAAACAGAACAAGAUUCGGUUUGUCCUAAAAUUACAAACACUGCUCCUUUCCAAACCAAAGUGCUAUAUUCCGCUUCAGAUUCUUAAUAAAUGUCGAUCCUACCUUGCCUUAUCAAAGCCUCGGUCCAUCCUUUCGAUGAUUCAUCGUUACCCUACCAUUUUCGAAGUCUUCUCAAUUCCAACAGCACCCAUGCCAUUCAAUGCAUCCAAGUCACUGUCGCAACUCUGUGUUCGUCUAACCCCAGCUGCAGCAGCUCUUGCUGCUCAGGAAUCAAGUCUGAAAUCAGCCAUCUCUGACUCCUUGGCUAUCAAACUUCAGAAACUUCUUAUGCUUUCUUCUCAUCACCGGCUAGUUCUGUCAAAGUUGGUUCACCUUGGUUCAGAUCUUGGUCUUCUCCCUAAUUUUCGGUCUCGUCUCUGCAAUGACCAUCCAGAUAAAUUCAAGACUAUUAAUACCUCCUAUGGUCGUGCACUUGAGCUUGUAUCCUGGGACCAAGACUUGGCAAAACCUCUACCGUCUCCAGAAGUUCAAUCACGUGGACUGAUAGUAGACAGGCCUUUGAAGUUCAAGCAUUUGAAUCUUCGGAAGGGGCUGAAUUUAAAGAGGCAACACCAAGACUUUUUUAUCAUAUUCGGAGAAAUUCCAGGUGUGUGCCCUUACAAUACCUCAGUUUUGGAAUUGCCAAAAGAGUCAAUUGAGGCAGAGGAAAGAGCUUGUUUGGUGGUGAGAGAAAUGUUAGCGAUGAUGGUUGAAAAGAGAACAUUGAUAGACCACUUGACACAUUUUAGAAAAGUGUUUGGUUUGCCUAACAAGUUGAGAGGGAUGAUCAUGAGGCACCCUGAGUUAUUCUAUGUGAGCUUGAAAGGGCAAAGAGAUUCUGUAUUCUUGGUGGAGGCCUAUGAUAGGAAUGGUUCACUCUUAGACAAGAAGAAAGAAACUUUGGUGAUAAAUGAAAAGUUGAUGGAGUUGGUCAGGGAAAGCAAGAGGUUGAGAAGAGAAAGGAGGAAAGCUCACCGUUAUGACACUAAGAUUGCUGUCUGUAAUGGUGAUAAUAGUGACGAAGAUGAUGAUGGCUUUGGGGAUUUAUUUGAGUGUGACGAUCUGGAUUUGGAUGACCUUGAUGAUGAGAAGAGUGGGACAUUAAACUACAGGGUGAAUGGUCAGUUUUGGACUGCAUAAGCUUAUUCUGAUCUUGAAGGCAGAGAUGGGCAGCAUUUGGAUCCUUGGUAGUUGGUAGAAAAGAAUUCUAAAAUUGUACAUAUCGUCUCUGAACAAAUACAGUCUAGAAUGUUUUCUGCUGAUGUGUGAUAUAUCUGAUUUUUUCCUUUGUUAUAUAUAGUUUUGGACACACUUUC